This is a messenger RNA of Aplysia californica (California sea hare), 2480 nucleotides long. RefSeq names its product retinoid isomerohydrolase. Gene Ontology annotation, biological process: carotene catabolic process. The record is from RefSeq and is a predicted model, not a curated record. Gene Ontology annotation, molecular function: beta-carotene 15,15'-dioxygenase activity; carotenoid dioxygenase activity. Lineage: Eukaryota; Metazoa; Mollusca; Gastropoda; Aplysiida; Aplysiidae.
GCGCUACGGAAACUGCUGGAAAACAAACCCAGUGGUAGGAUUUUUCUCAUGUCCAUAGGGCUGCCUGGUUACGAGGCUGCAAUUGCUAUCACGGUGUUCGCAACUGGGACUGGAGGUGUCGUUUGUCUGUCUAGCUCGCCGGAGGAGCAAACAGUGGACAAAGGCAAAGGCCGCAUCCCCUCAUGGCUGAGCGGCUCGCUGUACCGGAACGGUGGCGGCAUCUUCAAAAUGGGCGACACCAGGUACAGACACAUGUUUGAUGGCCUGGCUGUCCUUCACCGUUGGUCCAUAACGGAUGGGAAGGUCACGUACCUGUCUUCAAUCCUGGACACUGACAGCUACAAGAAGUGUGUCAAAGCUGAUCGGCUGGUGGGGGACGGGGUCGGGACGUCAUUCCCCGACCCCUGCAGGACCAUAUUCAACAAGUAAACAUUAAUAAAUUCGUUGCCGUGCACCUGGGCACAGCUCACCCCCACUUUGGCCGUGACAAAAGCAUGUACUAUUACGCCACAAGCCCCGCCACCAGCCACAGAGCCUACAACAUCGUGAAAGUUCCUCCACCGGAGAAGGGAGAAGAUCUUUUCUCCAAGGCGAAGAUUGUGGCGUCCAUACCAAGUCGAUGGCAUCUGAAUGUGGGUUAUACCCACAGUUUUGGCAUGAGUGAGAACUACUUUAUCUACUUUGAGCUGCCAGUGGCGACCAAUGUGCCUAGAGUGCUCACAAUGAAGUUAUGGAGUGGAACUAUUGAAGACUGUAUGCUGAAUUUUCCAGAUGAACCAAUCCGUAUCCAUGUAGUCCGACGGGACACAGGAGAACGACUGCCAAUACAGUUCCUAGCACCGCACGGUUUUGUCUUUCAUUUCAUCAACUGUUAUGAAGACUCAGGAUUUCUUAUAUGUGACGUUUGUCUCUUCAACAGUGGCAGUGAGGUCAAACAGAUGUACAUUGACAAUGUCCUAGAGAAGUUGGAGAAAAAAAUUCCAGGAGAUUCACAAUUUGCUCGAUUUGUUCUGCCUCUGAGUUUAGAUAAGGCGAAGGCAGGGGAAAACUUGAUAACUCUUCCUAAUGUCAAGGCCACAGCUGUCCUAAGGCCAGGCACUAAGAACACUGUGGAUGUGACCCAUCAUGUGAUGUUUGAUAAGUCGUACGCUUUUGAGCUACCAAGAAUCAACUAUGAUCGCAAUGCCCUGAACUACAGGUUCGUCUAUGCAAGCACAGUUUUAAGAAAGCACUGCCCACGGCUGUUGAAGUUUGACGUUCAGACGUUGGAAGUGAAAGAGUGGAGAUGUGAGCCAAACCACAUGGCAGGUGAACCUGUCUUUGUGAAGAAUCCUUCUGGUGUGGAGGAAGAUGAUGGUGUGAUACUAUGUCCUGUUCUGGCUGAGACCACGAAUGAAUCCUCCUAUCUCAUUGUGCUCGAUGCUGGAAGCUUCAAGGAGCUAGGGAGAGCUACAGUCCCAGCUCAUCUUAAAAUGAGCCUCACAUUUCAUGGAGACUUUUACAACAGAUAAGUCUGGAAGUUCUGACUGUCGGAGACAUCUCUCCGGACAAAUGUCACAUUCCACGUGGAUCACCUCAAUAGGCUGUCUUAGCCAUCUCAGAAUGAAACAGAUAUGUCAUUCCACCGAGACUUUUACUGCAUGCUGCUGCAGAAAUCAUAUGAUAAACAUUACAUUUAAUAAGCGUUCCUUAGAUAGUGUUUUGAGGGAGAAGUUUAACCAUUUACUGUCAUAUAGACAUCUUAUAAGAUGAAUAUCACAUUCCAAGGACACUUGCUUUACAAUUAUUUAAGAUGGAGACGGGCAGUCUCUAAAUAACAUUAUCUUAUACUCAGUGCACACUGCCAAUUGGUUUCUUUUGAUUAGGUCGGGUUCAGCGGGAUUUUUAUUCAUGGAUGGGGAAAAAGUUACCUUUUUUCACAACAGGAAUUUAACCCAAUUUACCUGUGACCUUCAAAAUAAAAAAAGUUUAUUUUUCAAGGUUGCAAGUCGAUUUGAUCAUAUUGUGCCAAAAUAGUAGCUUUUGCCCCUCGAUGAAGGAUAAUCUGGCGGGCCCUUUGAAUGUACAGAUAUCUGCAUAAGACAAUCACAGACCACAGACCCAUAUUUCAUGAGGUUGUGAUGGUCUUUUUCAAAAUGAAUCAUGUGUUACAUGGUGACUACCAAGGCAGAAAAUACAUAUUUGUUACUUCUGUAUCAAACAGUUGUAGAUACCCAUCAAAACGAACGUCUCCUAUCAGAUAACAGAUAGGAGAGAUAUUUAUUGCUGUUCAAAAUCUCUGUUCUUACCUUAAAGAGUAAAAAUUUAAGACUUGCUUUAAUUAGAUGUAUUAAUGAUGUAUUACUGUUUCCCAUUACCAUUAAUCGUAAACAAUACAAAUCUAAGUAUUGUAAAGGUUCCAAUGAUAUGUAUCAUCAUCAUCAUCAUCAUCAUCAUCAUCAUCAUCAUCAGCAUCAGCAUCAUCAUCAUCAUCAUCAUCA